AUGGUGACAUAUUAUGUGUCAACGGCACUCUUCGCUCUUUUUGGACUCAAAAUGCUCCAUGAAGGUUACCAUAUGUCAGCUAGCGAGGGACAGGAAGAAUUCGAAGAAGCUCAAGCAGAGGUGGCUAAACGAGAGAUGGAUUUGGAUGCUGGAAAGUUCGUCGAUAUGGAAGCAGGAAAUGCUGGGCAGGGCAGUAGCUCUUCAUCUGCGUGGCUUAUUUUCUCAUUCGCUUCCCGUAUUUUCAUUGAAGCAUUCAUGAUGACCUUCGUAGCAGAAUGGGGAGACCGUUCUCAGUUAACGACUAUUAUUCUUAGCUGCCCGGGAAAACAUAGGUAUACGGGUGUUAUCAGCGGAGGUAUACUUGGUCAUGCAAUUUGCACGGGAAUAGCUGUAGUCGGAGGAAAGCUAGUAGCGCAACGAAUUUCCGUACGAACAGUCACGCUCGUCGGAGGUGUUGUCUUUUUGAUAUUUGCUCUCUCAUCACUCUUCAUCAAUGAUGCUGAAGAGCCAUCAAUAUCAUUACGGGUCGAAUAG
Messenger RNA from Cooperia oncophora, 534 nucleotides. Lineage: Eukaryota; Metazoa; Nematoda; Chromadorea; Rhabditida; Trichostrongylidae. The record is from the annotation of a GenBank genome assembly.